This is a messenger RNA of Passer domesticus (house sparrow), 2230 nucleotides long. RefSeq names its product proline rich 33 (gene PRR33). Bases 1 to 1611 code for a protein of 536 amino acids. The record is from RefSeq and is a predicted model, not a curated record. Lineage: Eukaryota; Metazoa; Chordata; Aves; Passeriformes; Passeridae. The transcript has a single exon.
AUGCUGAUAACAGUAUCAUCCUCCACCCAGCCUAUUCCCAACCACCACCCCCUUUCUCCCCCUCCCACCCUACCAAAGCCUGGGAAGGACAACCUGCGGCUGCAGCGGCUGCUGAAGAAGGCAGCCAGGAAGAACGCCAUCCUCACCUCGGAGCAGGGCAAGGCCUUCCGCUCCAGCCUUUCGCCUGUCAACGAAGCCAGCCCCGACCAAGAGCGUGCAGAGAGCGCUGCCCCAGCUGCAGAGAGCCCUGAGGCCACAGCAGCCCCCUGUGCCCCGCUGCCCACCCAGCUCUCCGUCAGGCCCGUCGGCCACCGCGCGCCCUCCCCGUUCCGCAAGGGGAAGCCUUUCGCGCUGAAGGUCACCGAGCAGCGGCGCAUCGCCGAACACGUCAAGCUCACAGCCUCCUCAGCCAUGCCCCUGCUGCAGAAGCCAGAAGCUCCUGAGACUCCACAGCAGCCUGAAGGCAUGGGCUCCCACCUUCCCUCUCCAUCUGACCCUUCAGUAUCUGUUUUCUCCCAGCCUCCUCCUUCCAGUACACCCAGCAAAGAAAGGGCACUGGAGGUUACCUAUGUCACCAAGGUGAACACGUUUUUCCACAGUGUCAAGCCACCCAGGGCUAAGACUCCCACACCAAACCCGACCCAAGGAACUGUCAGCCAUGAAGACAAAAGGCCUACUACCCCAGCGCCUCAAACAAGCAGCUCUGAACCACCUCCAGAGCAGACACCAACCUCACUUAAAGACAGCAAGGCUGCUCCCCCCUUGCCAAAACCUCCCCUCGUUCCUGCUGCAGAGACAGAGCCUCCUGAUCAGGCUCCCAAGCCUGUUCCUACGGAGAAGCCCAGCACCUCUGAUGCCCACACCAGUAAGCCUACAACCCAUGGAAGUGACACUGAAAUAUCCAGAUCCAAGACAGCUCCUGAAUUACUGGAACAAGACAGAGACAUCCCAGAACCAUCAACAUCCAGCGCUCCCUGGAGGCAAGCACGCCCAGCAACAGUGACUCCAGCACAAGCUGAAGGUACCGGGUCCACGUCCACAGACACCAAGGCAGAACACGUCACUGAACCCCAGAUGAAUCCCAGCUUACCCAGCACCAGCUGUCCCCCCAAGGCUGAGCCAGUACUGUCAUCAGGAGAAGCACCAAGACCUCCUGGAACCAGUGCCAGUGGCUGGCAUCGCCUCAGGAAGCACUUGAUGGUGCAGCCAGAAGCAACCAGCUUCCCAGAGUCCAAGCCAGAAAAUCUGGAACAGGAGGAAGGGAAUAAAGAGGAUGCUGCUCAAGCAGUCAUCAAACAAGACUGCAUGCUGGUUAAAUCGAAAGCCAUGAGAAUGUGGGAUGCCAUUUUAUACCAGGUGGCACUCGGCAAGGAGAAGAAGCAGCAAGCAGAAGAGAAGAAGCCACAGAAGGAAGAAGGCUUCUUCCUUCCCCGCCGCUUACCCAUCCUUCUACACAAGCCGCGCUUUGACGCCCGGAAGCUGAAGGAACUGGCUGCCAAGCCCAUGACCAAGAUCAGCACCGUGUUCGAGGUGAGCCGCUUCCGGCCCAAAGGGGCCGAGGAGCACGCCAAGAGCUUCAACAGAACGGCAUCCGGAUGGUCGGUCCACUGACGCCAGGCUGCUCCACGCCUCGGAGGGGCACCAGCCUCUGACCCCGCUGACUGCCCAGUGGAGCCAAGUGCAAGGAAAAAAGGAAAUUAAAUAAAACCCCUCCAAGCCAGCCGCCCCACAUGCUGCAGGUUUAAGGAUUACUCUCCAUAAAUUUGAAAGCUCAAAUGUGUAACUACCGCAUCCACAGGUCACAGGAAAACAAACAUGUUUGUUUUAGGAAGAGUCAACAACAAUCACUGGAGGCAGUAACAGAUUGAAGGCACACAGGGAAGAGGACAAGCUGCCUAUAGAAAAAAAGACCAGUUUAGAAUAGGAUAAUGGAAUCUGAAUUUUUUUUGUUGCAUUUAUCUAAGAGAUUGAUCCUAGGAACAGCAGCAGUUGCAUCUGAAAUGAAAGAAUCUGGGUUGCUCCACAUCUCUAGGGAGCAUCUUAGAAACCAAAGAGGGUACGUACAGCCUCUAACUCCUCCACUGAAAGUGUGCCCCACACCCAUUUGCUGAGAACAAAAUGGAAACUCAUCCUUUCACCCAAGGCACAGACAAGAGACAGAGUAAGAAAUCUUGCUCUCACCAAGCAUUUCAUCUGCCUAUCAAAAUGGGCAUCAUCUGACAUCCUCCUA